This is a messenger RNA of Folsomia candida, 1583 nucleotides long. Its product is annotated as bacillopeptidase F. Gene Ontology annotation, biological process: proteolysis. The record is from RefSeq and is a predicted model, not a curated record. Gene Ontology annotation, molecular function: serine-type endopeptidase activity. The coding region runs from base 695 to 1489 and encodes 264 amino acids. NCBI's taxonomy places the organism in Eukaryota, Metazoa, Arthropoda, Collembola, Entomobryomorpha, Isotomidae. The transcript has 6 exons.
CCAGCGCCCCGUCGCCAUGUCCAAAUUCCUCCUUUUCCUCGCCCUCUUCGCCGCAACGGCCGCGCAUGCAGCGUCCUCCUCCAAAAUUGAGCCUCGUCUAGCGGCCACUCUCGCCUACUCGUCAUCCCCGGCCAGCGUUCUCGUCUCCUUUCCAGGAACGACGGGGCCAGUCCUGGUCUUCUUUGAGAAGACCGCUUUCACCAGCCGAGGUGCCAAAGCGACCGCGAUUGCCACCGAGCUUCGCGCCAAUUCUUCCCAAGCUCAAUCCGAAGCUCGCGCCCUGCUCGAUUCUGCCUCCAUUUAAUACGAAGUCUUCUGGAUCACGAAUCAAAUCUACGUUCGUAACGCGGAUGCCGUCCUCGUCUCCAAAUUGGCCGGACUGCCUUCCGUGUCCGAAAUUUCGCAAGAGUUUCAAGUCUCCUUCAUCCCGCAUCACAAUGAAGGACUAAACCCUGCCCGAAAAGCAGGGAUCCUCGCCGAGUGGGGAAUUGAACACAUCGAGGCCCCCGCCGCCUGGGCCCUUCCCGGGGGAAAUAACGGCACUGGCGUCAUCGUGGCCAAUAUCGAUACUGGCGUCCACGCCACACACAUCGACCUUGCGGACAAUUUCGUUGGAACAAAUUACGGCUGGAGGGACGUUACCCUGUUCGGUUCGGAGACCCCGAGAGACGACAAUGGUCACGGGACUCACACCAUGGGCACGAUCGUGGGCGCGAACGGAAUCGGGGUCACGCCCGGAGCGAGAUGGAUGGCUUGCAAGGCGCUGAACGCACAAGGGAGCGGAACCAACGCGGGACUUAUCAGUUGCGGACAGUGGGUGGCGUGCCCAACCCUGCCGAACGGGGGCAGCCCCGACUGCACCAGAAUUCCGCACGUCGUGUCCAACUCUUGGGGUGGCGGUCAAGCUAACGAUGAAGUCAUCAACACGUGGCACGCGAUGGGCAUCGUCCCAGUCUUUGCCAACGGAAACUCGGGACCCGCAUGCACUACGACUUGGUCACCUGCUGACAGUUUGGCUUGGGUGAGGGCACCGAGAUUAAUCAUAUUUUAUAUUUGCCACGGAAGGAUUUGUUCUAAUUUUCUUAUAAAGGUGAUUGCUGUAGGCGCUACCAUUGAUACCAACGGGUUGUUAUCGUUCUCGAAGGGACCCACCAUUGGAGGUCGACCCAAGCCAGAUAUCUCAGCUCCUGGCCAGAACAUCCGUUCAGCGUGGAACUCCCCGGGCAACAAUGCAUACGACACCAUUUCCGGAACGUCCAAUGCUGCUCCGCAUGUCGCCGGAGUUGCUGCCCUUCUCAAGGCCCACAACGCAUCCCUGACUUGGGAGCAGAUUAAUGCCAACAUGAACGGCAACGCCAACACGGAAAAUGUGGUCCCCACCGGACAAAACUGCGGAGGCAUUGGCGAGAGUAUCUUCCCCGACAUGGCGUUCGGAAGUGGCAUCGUCAAACCGAGAGUGUCCCUUGCUGCCGCCAUUGCUGGAAAAUAGAUGUUAAUUAGUCAUAAUUUGGAACAUGAGUAGUCAGUGGCUACUAAAAUUUAAUACAAUUCGAAAAUAAAUUAAAAGAACUAUUUCUCUCCGA